This is a messenger RNA of Ipomoea nil (Japanese morning glory), 423 nucleotides long. RefSeq names its product pectinesterase inhibitor-like. The coding region runs from base 1 to 423 and encodes 140 amino acids. The transcript is spliced from 2 exons. The record is from RefSeq and is a predicted model, not a curated record. NCBI's taxonomy places the organism in Eukaryota, Viridiplantae, Streptophyta, Magnoliopsida, Solanales, Convolvulaceae. Gene Ontology annotation, molecular function: enzyme inhibitor activity.
AUGGAUCACACUCUGAUCACCAUUUUGUUUCCCCAACAAUUCUCCGCCGCCGCAGACGACCGCAACCGAAUUCUCCAGAUCGCUUGCGCGCAGACCAAAUCUCCUGAUAUCUGCAUUUCCGUCAUUCAAUCCGAUCCCCGCAGUGCCGCCGCCAAGGACGUGAGAGUAUUUAGCAUAAUCGACCUCGAAAAGGCACUGUCGAAGACUAGCGGUCUGAAGGAAAGAUGCCUGGAGGAGUACCGGAAAGUUGUUGGCGACGCCGGAGAUGCCAUAAAGAAGUUGAAGGCCAAAGGUACUGUGCCGUCGGUUCAACAUAGCAUAAUGAGUGCGAUUAAAGAUGUAGUUACUUGUUAUAAGGGUAAUGAGGGUUUUGUCCUCACCUUAUUUGGUAUUUCCAUGGAUGUUCUCAACAUCAUUAAUUGA